Candidula unifasciata is the source of this 271-nucleotide messenger RNA. Lineage: Eukaryota; Metazoa; Mollusca; Gastropoda; Stylommatophora; Geomitridae. The record is from the annotation of a GenBank genome assembly.
AUGCCAGGAAUGCCUGGUCAGCCGGGCCGAAGCAUUUCAGAUUCAGAAGUCCGAGAUAUAUGCUACAAAAUCCUUAGAGAGCAGCUUGAAGAGUUGACAGCUAGUCUAAUGGGUCCACCUGGACCCCCAGGUGUGGGUCGACCUGGCAAACGUGGACGAGUCGGGUCUCCUGGAUCCCCAGGUGACAGAGGACUCCCCGGACCUCCUGGAGACCGGGGUUUCCUUGGAUUACAUGGCCUCCCAGGUCCACAAGGUCCACCUGGACCUGAAG